Messenger RNA from Symbiodinium natans, 1992 nucleotides. The record is from the annotation of a GenBank genome assembly. NCBI's taxonomy places the organism in Eukaryota, Dinophyceae, Suessiales, Symbiodiniaceae.
AUGGCUGCAGCUACGGACAGAGGAGCCGAGUCAGACUCUGAGGAGGCUUCCCGUGAAGACGAGGAGGAUAAAGAGGAGGAAGACGAGGAGGAAGACGAGGAGGAAGAUUCUGAGGAAGAGGAGAAGGAAGGCGAGGAGCAGAGCGACAAAGAAGGAAAGGCCAACGAUGUGAAGGAUCCCGACGAAGAUAGUUCUGAGGACUCCUCGCAACAGGCAAAGGUCAAGAAGGAGGAGGCACGAGUUCGGUUGGUGCCAGCUGGCAAAGCCCGCUCGCCAUCCUCAGACAAGAAGGACCGCAGCAAGCAAUCCAAGUCCAGGAAGAAGGACCGGUCUGCCAGCAAACGGAAGAGGCGCGCUUCCAGCUCUCCAAGUCGCAAGCGCAAGUCGCCUAAGCGUCCAAGCCGGGCACGUCCCGUGAAACGGGACCGCUCGCGGUCCAAGUCGAGGAACAAGAAGGACCGUGGCAGGCGGUCCAAGUCACGGAAGAAGGACCGGUCUGCCAGCAAACGGAAGAGGCGCGCUUCCAGCUCUCCAAGUCGCAAGCGCAAGUCGCCUAAGCGUCCAAGCCGGGCACGUCCCGUGAAACGGGACCGCUCGCGGUCCAAGUCGAGGAACAAGAAGGCCUUUCGCGCAGAGGACCGCAACAGAUCCAGAUCUAGGAAGAAGGAAAGGUCUUCCAAUCGACGGAAAAGGCAUUCCUCCAGCUCUCAGAACCGCAGGAGGAGCCGUUCCAAGACCAAGGCUGCAAAUAACAAGGCUGCGGACGAUGUCCAGGCCAAAUCCAAGUCGGCUGCUGAAGCUCAGAAAGAGGGCUCUGCGAAGUCGGCUGUUCAGACACCGGCCUUGUCUGCCGCGGAAGAGCUGCGGCAGGCAUUGUUUGGGAACGCGAAGCCGGCACCAACGGCAGAAACGGCAGCCCCAAAGCCGGCACCGGCUCCGAAGAUCUCCUUCGGCUUGCCAAAGAAGCCACAGGUGAUGGAUUGGAGACGGCGUUCGGCUCCCGAGACGAAGCCUUUGCAGCAGAAUACUGGCAUGGUGGCUGUUCCCGGCACGGAGUACGCUUUCCGUGCACAUGCAGGUGAGCUAGCUGCAGCUGUCGCUGCUGCUCAAGCCCUGCACAAUCCUCGCAAUCGGGAGAUUUCGCGGAAGAUUGCCACCCUCCUGGAGCAGUGCCCCCCGAUGACAGACGAAGCAUUGACUGCCUUACGAGCGCUGCCAUCCGACCAGGUUGUGCAGGUACUGCAAACCCUGGCGAGCAAGCGGAGUGAGAUCUCUGAUCCAUCCGUGUGGGUCAAUCAUGUCGUGAACCGGCUGGCAGUGGCCGCCUUCAACACUGCACAGGGAGUGCCCCUGCCAUCAACGAUGGUGACAGAGAUGCUGAACAGGCAUCUGCCAAAGUUGGCCACUGCUGCCAAGUCAUUGCUGUUGCAGAUUCCGGAGGUGGAUGCCAUCAAGAUUAUACAGGACCACCUGACCUAUCGCGGCGAUGCCUCGGACUCCAUAUUCCAAGCGGCAACGACACACCUGCAGCAAGGGAUUGCGGCCUCCGCUUGCAGCACGGUGUACCCCAUGACCAUGGAUGCUUUCAGCAUGGGUGGCAUGGGCUGCGGAAUGAUGCCCAUGGCAAUGCCGGGCUGCUUUGGUGCCAUGAUGCCUGGGCAGAUGGCGCCUAUGGCAGGAUGCGGUAUGAUGGGCUGCGCCUGGGGAGGUGCCAUGCCGUGUGCGACCAAUGGCACCACGGAAGCGACUGGCACAACGGCUCCUACAGCACCGGCAGCUGCUACAACACCAACGGCACCAGCUAUCGAGGACACCGCCGAUGCGGCACCUGCCACUGAGGAAGCUUCGGCAUUUGCACAGCCCACUCCUGUGGAUGCUACUGCUACAACUGCCGCGGGCGAGGAGGGCGAGGACAACUUGCCGCAUGAGUUUGUGAGCUCACUUGCGGGUGUGGCGCCUUUGAAGCAGGAGCAGCCAGGCGAAGGGUGUUAA